Lodderomyces theae is the source of this 2955-nucleotide messenger RNA. RefSeq names its product Ist2p (gene IST2). The coding region runs from base 1 to 2955 and encodes 984 amino acids. Gene Ontology annotation, cellular component: cortical endoplasmic reticulum. The record is from RefSeq and is a predicted model, not a curated record. Gene Ontology annotation, biological process: chloride transmembrane transport. Lineage: Eukaryota; Fungi; Ascomycota; Pichiomycetes; Serinales; Debaryomycetaceae. Gene Ontology annotation, molecular function: chloride channel activity. The transcript has a single exon.
AUGCCACAAGCAAUUCAGGAAUUGGAUCCUGAUUUUUACAUCGCAUACAAUUAUCCAAUUGAUGACAAGACAAAGAAAGUGAACUCGCAAACCGAAAAGGCAUUGUACACUUUUGUCGAGUAUUUGUAUGAAAAGGGGUUUGCAGCUACAAUAAGACCAGGCGAUCCUACUCACUUGUUGAUUUUCAUCAAAUUAUCACCAUACAAAUUCAUUGAAGAAGCUGAGAAGGACUUGAUCAAGAAUUAUGAAUUUGGAGUCACUGCCAAGGACGACGAAUUGAGCUCAAGAUUCAGAAUUAUUUACCAAUAUUUGACCAGUAGCAAGAAACUUGGAGGUUGUGGAAUUGUUCCGGGAGAAGCCCCCUACCAGGAAGUUGCUGGUAUUGUUCCCAUCACUAGCGCUUUCAACGAAACCAAACUUGUUGAGGAUUUGAAAGACGCAUUCACCAAACCAGAAUUAUCCGCCAACCGAAUUAGAAGAACAUAUGGUGUUCAAAUUGCACUCUACUUUGAAUUCUUCAAACACUACAUCUAUUGGUUGGUUGGUUUGUCUGUGUUGGGAGUUCUUCAAUUUUUCAAAAAGAAGGGGGCUUACUCAUUGGGCUACACGUUUGUCAAUUUACUUUGGGGUACCUUCUUUUUGGCAUUUUGGCACAGAAAGCAACAAUACUUGGUAAACUUGUGGGGUGUGCAAAACUCACAUCUUGUUGAAGAGCAUAGUUUGGAAUUGGCUGAGAUCAAUGACAAGUUUGAGCCUCAGUCAAGCUAUUUACACAAAAGCAACACCGAGGGAUUCAGAUUUGUCAAGCAACUCCUUUUCAUACCAAUUGCUUUAGGAUUUGCUGCUGUCUUGAUUAGUUACCAGUUAGGGUGCUUCUUCAUUGAAAUUUUCUUGACCGAUCUUUAUGAUGGUCCUGGUAAGUCAUAUUUGACCUUGUUGCCAACGAUUUUGAUUUCUGUCUUUGUUCCAAUUUUGACCAUUGUAUACAACCUUGUUACAAGUGUUGUAAUCAAAUUGGAAGGCCAUGAUACCAAAGUUAGUGAAAACCAAUCAGUUUUGAUCAAAGCGUAUGCUUUGGACUUUUUGACUAGUUACGCACCGUUGCUCAUCACUUCGUUUUUGUACUUGCCUUUUGCUCAUUUGGUUGGUCCUCACUUGGGAGAUAUCCAAACCACAAUUUCGUCGUAUGUUGGUGAAAAUAGAUUUUACUCAAAGUAUUUAACCAAGUUGAAAUCUCAAAAGGAGUUUAAAAUCAACCAAGGCAGAUUGAAUGCACAGUUUUUUUACUUUGUUGUCACCAACCAAAUUGUGCAAGCCGCUUUGAAAUAUGUCUUGCCAUUGGCGAUAUCAAAAGUGGUGAAGUUGUAUCAAACGAAAGUGCAAAAGAAGCCGCAAUUAAAAACUAGUGACGAUAGUCCAUAUGAGGCUGGUUGGUUGCAAAAUGUUCGAAUCUCAUUGGACUUGCCAGAAUAUUCUGUUGAUGCCGACUUCAAGAGUGUUGUAUUGCAAUACGGUUAUUUGAUUAUGUUUGGUCCAGUUUGGCCAUUGGCCCCUUUGGUAUCCUUGGUGUUUGCUGUAAUCUUCUUCAAAUUGGAUCAAUUCAAGUUGUUCAAUGGUAGCUACUUUAAGCCACCAGUGCCCAAGAGAGUGGACUCUAUCCAUCCUUGGAAUUGGGCAUUGUUCUUGUUGACUUGGUUAGGCUCUAUUGUUUCCCCCGUGGUUACUGCUUUUUACCGCCACGGUACUGCUCCUCCAAAAACAAUGGGUCAAUUUGCUUUAGAUAACGCAAGUGUCAACAUUUCAUCCUCAGCCAAGUUGGUUUUGUUGAUGUUGUUCACUGAGCACGGAUUCCUUUUCUUGAGCUAUGUGUUGUACAACUUGAGUGAGUUGUUCAAGAGUAGCGUUGAAUGGGAGAACGAUUUUAUCGAUAACGAUAUCAAAUUGAGACACGAUCAUUAUUCAAAACAUGUCAAACCAACUAUUAAGGUUGCAAAUGUCCCAGCUUGGAAUGAUUUCACGGUUCAAUCAGCCUUGGAUUUCACUCCACCUAGUGCCGUUGAACCAGUUGAUGAUGUAGCUGCCGAAAAAGUUCCAUCAAAGAAGCAAGGAUAUUCUACAUCCUCUCAAGCUGCUGAAACCUCGGUCCAUUCUCGGUCUGAACAGGCAAGAUUACUUGCCGAGAAGGAGAGACUCUUGAGGGAAAAACAGGCAGAAUUGGCUAAAUUGGAACAGAGAAAAUUGGAGGAUCCGGCCGUUGCUGGUACAACCGCUUCAGAGUAUAACCGAUUGAACCGAGACAAAGAUGCCAAUGACUCAAUCAUUGCCGCCAAGUCGGAUCCUAAUAGCAAGCAGCACUAUUCUACAAUUGAUGACAAUACUCAUGUUAGUGACAGCAAUACCCUGAGCAAUCAGCCCACUGACCAAACAACAAACACCAACGAAUUGAUUCACGGCUCCACCCAGAUCCCACCUGCACCAAAUGACAAAUCUGCAACGGUUUACACAGACAAAUACACCACCCACUCUGAGAAUGCAGCCAAGGCGGAGGCCCGUGCACCAGCAGGAGCUGGUCUUGCGUCUGCAGCCGCUGCUCCGCCUUCGAACACGGACAAGGAGAAAGACCGUCAACAGAAUUUUGAUACCAACCCAGCACCAGCAAAGGAAAACAAAACGGGAAUCAAGAAUAGUAAUUUGACUGCCACAGAACAGAGAAAGGCGUUAGCAGCUGGUGAUGACAGGUACAAUGGUAACCAUGAUGCUGGAGUUGAGAAGGAAAAAAAAUCCUCUAGUAAGAACUCCAAUCAGAACUCCAAAGACUCCCAAGACGGAGAGAAACUGAAUGGAGCGGAAGGUGACGAUGGUUCAAGCAAAAACUCUGAAGCUGAUUCCUCCUCACCACUGAAGGAUCCUAAACGUAAAAGGUCCGGUUUGAAAAAGUUGUUAAACAAGAUAUAA